Tetrahymena thermophila SB210 is the source of this 3192-nucleotide messenger RNA. RefSeq lists its product as hypothetical. The record is from RefSeq and is a predicted model, not a curated record. Lineage: Eukaryota; Ciliophora; Oligohymenophorea; Hymenostomatida; Tetrahymenidae. The transcript has 3 exons.
AUGAAACAUAGAGAUCUAAUAUUCACAGUUUUAAUACUACUCUCAUCUAUUUUAAGAAUUACUUAUACGUUAGAAGUGUUAAUCGAUCUGAAUUUCUAAAAGAGAAAAAAUUGUCUUUAAGAUAUUUAAAACUAAGUUACUUACUUAGCUGGAUAUCCAUACAAUUAAUUAUGUGCAAUGAAUUGUUUUAACGAUUCUUUUGACAACAGUGAUCCUUUAUCUGUGCUUGAAAUAAUAUAAGGACUUGGUGCCCAAUUUACAUUUCCAUUAGCUAGCUACACAGAACCUUAUUCUUACAUAUAGCUAGAUGUGAGCUAUGUCAUAUUAAGCUCAGCAAAUGAUUUACUUAUGAAUAUUAAUGGGCUAGCAUCAAAAUAAAUAGGAAUUUCAUCAACUUAAAGCAUUUAUUCAGACCCUUCUUAGAUUUUUUGCUACAGAAGAUAAACAGUCUUAUAUACAACUUCAUUGGUUUUAAAUUAAUAAAUUUCAUCAGGUUAAAAUGUUGUUGUUUAGUUUGAUGGUACAUCAUCAAAUAUGAUGACGUACUUGAGGUCAAUAAAAGUAUCUAAAAAUUGCACUCCUAACUGCUCAAAAUGUUAAAGUGCAAAUUCAUGCAGUAUGUGCUAUGAUGGAUACUCUCUUUACAGCUUUGAUUCAGGUCCAUCAGUAUGUGAACAAGUUGGAGUUUGCUCUACAGCUAACUGUUUUUCUUGUGCUUAGUAUAGUGGAAAGGAAGUUUGUCUAAAAUGCAGUUCUGGUUUUAAUCUAAAUUCCUCCAAAUAAUGUGAUUAAAAUUCCCCAGCACCUCUAUCUCCUUGUUAAGCAAAUUAGUAUUCAUUUGGUGGUAAAUGCUAGCCAUUCAGUUCUAUUGGAUAUUACUAAGAUAGGCAAACAGGAUCUUUCAAGCUUAUAAAUAGUGCAAUUGUGGAUGUCCAAAAGACCUAUAAAUGUCCUUAGAAUUCUCUAGCCAUUGUGCUGAAAGAUAAUAAUUAUCAAAAUUAUUAGUGCAGAUGCAUGUUUGCUAACUGUACUGCUUGUUCAAGCAUAGACACUUGUGAUUUAUGUAUUACUGGAAUGGAAUUUAGUUAAUCUUAGAUGAAAUGUAUUAAGCUAACAUAUUCACAAAAUUCUUACAAAGUUGUUCAGAAAGUUACAGAAACCGGAUAUCUAUUAGAAUUGAUUUUUGAUAAUAAUUUAGUGAGUCAAUAAUUAUCUCAAAAUAAUUUGAAUUUGACUAUUUCUAGCUUUAAUAGCUUCUCCUACUAAUUGAUAGGAAUCUAAAAUAACACCAUAGCUAUCAACAUCUCAUGUACAGAAAAUGUAAAAAACAAAAUGUUCAAUUUGACUAUUACAGAUUCUGAUUUUUUAGCUAAAAACCUGAUCACUUAACCUUCUGUAUAAGGUUAAUUAUUGACAUUUGUUAUUGUUUCUUAAUCAGAAAUUAACUCUGCGAAAGAUUUAAACAAAACAGGAGGAAAAAUAUCUAAAGCCUCUAUGAGCAUAUUUAUAAUUAUGGCGAUAUUCGGUAGCUUCUUUGCGUUACUAAGCACUGUUGACUUUAUUGGUUUUGUGUAUUUCCUGUUUUUCUUGAACAUUCGCUAUCCAAUCAAUAUUUAGAACUUUGCUGAAGUUUUAAAAAACUUUUAAAUGGGAUUUUUCCCUAAUUUCUUUAGCGGCGCAGUGAAUUCGAAUUACUUUUAAAAUUCUACCCUCUAAUUCAUGCAAUAAUAAUUUGAUGGAUAUUUCUUGAAUACAGCAGGAAGCAUAAUCAGCUUUUUUAUUGUAAUUAUAUGUGUUUAUCUUUUGAUAAAAAUAUUCUCUGGAAUAUAGCUACCUAAUAUCUAGGACUAUUGCAAGAGAGUAUGCUACUAAACAUGGGAAUUCGGUGGAAUAUUAAGUGCUGUUUGGGCCAUAUAUAUCUACGUAUUAGGUUAUGUGUUUAUACAAUUUUACAAAUUUGAUUGCUCUGAUAAUUCUUGUGGAUUUAACUAUUUCUGGUUUGGUUGCUGGGCAUUUUUCUGCGCAGCUAUUCCUUGUGUAGUUUUUUAUUUAAUAAAAACAAAUCCUAAUAUAAAAGAUGACAGAUAUAUGAGAGUUAAGUGUUCUUCUUUAAUAGCUGGAUUGAAGCUUUUUAGCAAUAAGGAUUCCUUUUUAACAAGAGAAAAAGACGAAGAAAAUAAUACUCCUCCCGAUACUAAUAAUUUAUUCCCCAACUUGACCUAAUCAAAAUCUUCAGUUUAAGAAGAAGAGAAGGGAUGGAGAGCAUAAAUGGUAAGAAGAUUCUCUAGAUAUAAUAUUGUGCUUCUAUACUUCCGCAAAAUAGCAUUCCUUUUAAUAAUUGUAUAUUUGUAUAAAUAUACUUAUGCAUAAAUUGCAAUAAUAUCAGUGAUGAAUGUUGUGGUCGCUUUAUUUUACUUGUUGAUCCAGCCAUAUGAAAAAAAAUAUGAAAAUUAUAAGAAUGCAGCUUUUGAAAUAGUAAUGAUUGUUAUUUAAAUUUUGUUUGCUUUUUUGGUAAAAGACUCCUAGUCUUAAAGUGAAGCAAACCGCAUUCUAAUAGGAUGGAUUGGAAUAGCAUUGGUAUGUAUUGUAAUUUUGUGGUCAUUUAUAAGUAUGAGUGUAGAAGUGUUAUACGAGUUGUUCCUUUAUCUAAAGUCUCUAAAAAGCAGAAGAAACAGAUCUAAAGUUGCUAACUUCGAUGCUGCAGAGCAUGGCUAAGAAAAUAACCAUGAUAUCUCUCCUUCAAACGAAGCUAAAAAGAGAACAACUAUUCUAUAAAAGUUAGAAAACUAAUAAUUUUAAAAUGUCAAAGAAGAACCUAUUGAAGAUGAAGAGGAAAAUGGUCUGCCUGUUUAAUCUCAAAGAUUAAAAAGAGCUAAGUUCUCUCAAAUUUAGUUAAGAAAAGAAUCAAGUGUUAAUAACUUAGAAACUUUUGUUGAUCACACAAAUGCUUCUCCUGAAGUAUCCCCAAAGAGAAAGCGUGUAUCUAGGUUAUCAAUAACAAACUUUAUCCCUCAACCUACCCAAGUUUCAAAUGUGUAGUAAAACGAAAAUGCCGGUGAGUCUGCCUAUGACAUACCAAAUUCUAAUUAUCAAAUAAUCAAUCCUGAAACAUAAAAAUCACCAAUAGGAACGAAUUCUUAAACACCUUCGAAAGGAAGGUUCAAUAAGAUCAAAGCUAUUUUAGAAAGUUGA